Macrosteles quadrilineatus (aster leafhopper) is the source of this 917-nucleotide messenger RNA. It is a transcript of the gene Spase25, whose product is annotated as signal peptidase complex subunit 2. The record is from RefSeq and is a predicted model, not a curated record. NCBI's taxonomy places the organism in Eukaryota, Metazoa, Arthropoda, Insecta, Hemiptera, Cicadellidae. Bases 78 to 665 code for a protein of 195 amino acids. Gene Ontology annotation, biological process: protein targeting to ER. The transcript is spliced from 5 exons. Gene Ontology annotation, cellular component: signal peptidase complex; membrane.
GCCUUUGAUUCGUUUUGGAAAUAUUCUUGUUGAUUGCCAAAGUGGCUUGUCGAGGUGUUAAUUCUAACUUGUAAAAUAUGUCUUCAAAAAACUCCAAAGAUGCCGGUGACAGCAAACCCAUCAAAGUUAAUAAAUGGGAUGGAGCAGCAGUGAAAAAUGCGUUAGAUGAUGCAGUCAAAGAGGUUUUGACAAAGAAGUUCAACUACGUAGAGAACUUUGCACUGAUGGAUGGCAGGCUGGUCUUGUGUGGUUUGGCCGUCUCCGUUGCCAUGUUCGCUCUCCUCUGGGACUGGCUUUACCCCUUCCCCAUGUCUAGACCAGUCCUGAUUAUCUGCGUCAGUUUAUACUUCAUCAUCAUGGGAUUGCUCACAUUGUACACUACUUACAAGGAGAAGGGAAUCUUCGUUGUAUCAAUCCAGAAAGAUCCAACUGGAUUUUCACCUGAUAAAACGUGGGAAGCAAGCUCAUACUUAAAAAAGUACGAUGACAAGUAUAACCUGGUUCUGACUUGUCGAGACAGCAAGACGGGGACAAUCAGAGAAGCUUCAAUGACCAAGUCAGUGGCGUGCUUCAUCGAUGACAACGGAGUCAUCGUUUAUGACCUAAUUGAGCCAGAAGUCAGUAAACUGCACAACAGUAUUUCCCAAGAAAGAAAAGACAAAUAAAGUAUUAUAGAAUAGGAAUUGGUGUAUUUUCUUUGAAAAAGUGGCAAAUGCAUUUGUGAUUAAAAAGACAAUGGUGUGAUUUUUAAGUUUGUAUCGGGCUCACCUAUGUCUUAAAUAUCACCUUUUACCGUGUAGCUUGACUGGUAAGCGUUUCCCUUUUUUCAAGGUUGGUUUUUAUACUACAACUGAUCUGAAGAUUUAGUUUUGUAUGAUUAUCUUUAGUUUAAUUAAAUAAUAAGUUUAUUGGUUAAA